Molecule: messenger RNA, 258 nt
Organism: Cricetulus griseus (Chinese hamster)
Lineage: Eukaryota; Metazoa; Chordata; Mammalia; Rodentia; Cricetidae
Source: RefSeq, a predicted model, not a curated record
AUGAAGCUCAUUGGGGGCCUCCUUCUGCUCUUCACAGCAACCUAUUUCUGCAACAGCUCAGAAGUUACCACUCACCCUUCACCAACAGUGGACUGGGACAUAUACAAGAAGUACCCAGUGGUAGCUAUCCCCUGCCCCAUUGAAAACACACCAGUUUGUGGUUCAGACUAUAUCACCUAUGGGAAUAAAUGCAAGUUGUGUACAGAGAUCUUGAGGAGUAAUGGGAAAAUUCAAUUUCUUCAUGAAGGCCAUUGCUAA